AUGAAGUGUGCAAUACUUUCUGUGCUGCUCAUUGCUGCACUUGCUCAAGGAGCCGUGCUUCUUAAAGAAAAUAAAGUGCCUGAUGUAUGUGCUGCUCAAUCGGACAACGUCUUUAUUGCUCACGAACACUGUAACAAGUUUUACAUUUGCUCGGGAGGAAGUGCCAUUGUUUUCUCUUGUUCCGUUGGUACGUUGUGGAAUCCUAGUCUAAACAUUUGUGAUUUCGCGGCUAGCGUAAACUGCGGCAACAGAAUAAUUCCGGGCGAAGACGACAAUGUUGUAAUUCCAGAUAUACCGGAAAGCCCAGACAACAAUAUCCAUGACGAUCCUAGUCUAGCUCCACAGAUUUGUGCCGCUCCAGAUUCAUUGAAUGCCUUAGUAGCUCACGCAAAUUGUAACCAGUUUUACUUGUGUUUACAUGGUUUCCCAGUACCUCAAUUCUGUCAGGCUGGACUUUUGUUUGACCCUCGUGAAGGCAGAUGUGAUUGGCCUAAUCUUGUAAAUUGCGGGAACAGAAAUGUAUAA
Messenger RNA from Arctia plantaginis, 525 nucleotides. Lineage: Eukaryota; Metazoa; Arthropoda; Insecta; Lepidoptera; Erebidae. The record is from the annotation of a GenBank genome assembly.